GGCUUGGUGACGUGUGCGGGCUUGAAUACCAUGGCCGACGGGAGCAGACGGGCCAAGCUGGCGGCUGCCAAGAAGAAGUUGAAGGAAUACCAACAGAAGAAGGUGGCUCCACCUGCCUCUUCAGGAACCAAAAAGAAGACAGCAGAUGACCGAUCUGAAACCGCGCCAACUCCAAUAGGGAAUAAUGAUGAAAUUUGUGAGAUGCCUCUGCAGAACAUUCUGAAGGUGUUGGUGGCAGACCGCAGUAAAUCCAAUGGGGUAAAACUGCCUUCAUUGGACAGGCUGAAGGCUUCCCUAGAAAAUGAUGUUGACAAUCUUGGUAGAGGACAGAGGCUUGAUGAUGCCACGUCUGCUCAUUUCAACAUCUCCAACAGCAGCUUGCCAAAUACUGUGUCUGUAACACAGCACAUUGAUCUGACAGUACAGAAUGAAGCUUCCUCCCAGAUAAUCCUGCCCACAGAGGAAAAUCAACCCGAAGAAAACAGGGGUGUGUCCUCCACAGAAAGUCUUCGACAAUUGUCCACUCAGUUAAAUGGCCUGGUUACUCAGACCACUUACAUGAAUGGUGAAAGUGCAGCCUGUACCAUAAGUCCAAGUGAACUGGAGGCACGAAACCAAGAGUUGACUGUAGCACUUGACUCCAGCAAUUUGACAAAUAGAGAACAGAGUGCAAAGAUAGAAGAAUUGGACAAACACAUUCAAGAGCUUAAAAAUCAGCUGGAGAAGGAAAAGCAAGCUUUUGACCAGAAGUCCAACCAAAAGUGUGAGUCCAUGAAAGAGCAGCUUAAACUUCACGUAGACACCAUUGAGAUUUUGGUUUCUGAGAAAUCGGAGCUGCAGUCGGCGCUGGCUCAUGCGAAACAAAUAUUGCGGAGUAAAACAGAUGAAACAGGAGAACUCCAUAGCAAGCUGAGUGCUUCCACUCAGAGAGUGGCAGAACUGGAACAAACUCUAUCCAGCAUUUCAUUCCAACAGAAGCAAUCUGAUAAAAAUUACAAAGAACUUGAAAAGGAGAGAGAGAAUCUCAAACAAGAGGUGGAGAAACUAAAUAAGAUGAGUGACGAGAUGAGGCAACAGAACUCUGAGCUUGCAGAACAGUUGAGCUCCAAGGUAUCAGAAAAUGACUUGGUGAGGAGGAACAUUCAAGAACUUCAGAAGAGACUGGAAAUGGCAGAAUUGACAAUUCAGCAGUUCUCAAAUCAGUCGGAGCUUCCAGAUGCUAAUCAGCAGCUGCAACUGGUUCUUGAAGAAAAAGCUCAUUUAAUGGCACAGAUGAAUGAACUAUCAAAAGCACAGCAGCUGCUACUUGUUGAGCGAGAUCAGUAUGCCCACAAGCUGAUGGAGGAAGGCAAUGUUUGGCAGCAGAAAGUUCAGCAGCUGGCAGAACAAGUAAAUGCACUUUCAGAGGAGAGGGAGCAGAAUCUCAGUCGUGUUCAGGAACUAGAGGCCUCGUUGACUGAUCUUCAGAACAGAUCAGCACAACAGAGUGAGGUCAGUGAAACCCGCACCAUUCCCGAGCCAGAAGGCCCCACUGAGCAAGAGCGGUUACUAAAGGAGAGCAUUCAAUCCCUGCAACAGGAGAAGGAGGAAUUGUAUUCUCAGUACCAGGCACAGGUUCACGACAAUGAGCAGCUGAGUCAUUUGAACCUGGAAUUGGAAGAGAGACUGCAGGAACUGGAGAGGACAGUGGAACGUUACAAUGACAAUUCUGUAGAUCGAAAGCAACUCCUGGAAAACAUGCAGAGUGACAAGGCUACAAUAAGCAGGGCUCUGACUCAGAACCGUGAGCUCAAGGAACAGCUGGCAGAGCUUCAAAAUGCAUUUGUUAAACUUACCAACGAGAACAUGGAACUCACCAAUGCAUUGCAGUCGGAACAGUAUGUAAAGAAGGAGUUGGCUAAGAAAGUAGGACGAAUGCAUGAGGACGUGGCGGAUUUGAAAGAAAAGCUUGAGAUAAAGUCGCAGGAAGCUCAGACCCUGCAGGGAGAGAGGAAUGAGGUCUGUACUCACCUGCAGCAGUACAUCGCGGGUUACCAGCAGCUGGUGGCUGAGCGAGAGGAGUUUCACAAACAGCUACAACAGGCGCAAUUCGUGAACAGGUUGCAGCACGAAGAGGCACAGGACGGAGUGCGAAAUGAGUUGGAACCACAGGAUCACCUGGUGACGAAGGAGCAGCUGGAGCGGUUGAAUGAUGAAAACAAAGGUUUGAAGUCUAUGAUCAGCAGACUGUCCGCGGAUCUGAGCAAGAUCAGUUGGCAGCUUGGAGAAGAAGAUGAGUUGGAAGGUCAGCUCGCUCCCAUACAUGGAAAUCAGAAGACCCAUCAUGUUACAACACCAACAGAUCUGGAAAGUCCAGAGGAACUGAAUUUAACACCAAAUCAAGAUCAACUAAUACCGGAAGCAUAUCCGCAACAUGAGAUGCUGCUAUCUGAAAUGUCAGCUCUGCAGGACAAACAAGAAGAAUUGGGAGGCGAUGCAGACACAGUACCAACAAAUCUGUACGAAGCUUUAAAAUCUACAAUGAACAAACUGCAGGUUCAACUAGCAAACCUCUUAGAGGAGAAGGUUGAUCUUAAGAAGAAAUUGGAGCAACUAGAGCAUUACUGUACACAGCUAUCUGGGGAGACAGAUACAAUAGGUGAAUACAUUGCACUUUAUCAAAAGCAGAGAGCGAUCCUCAAACACAGGCACAUGGCGAAAGAGGAGUAUAUCUGCAAGCUGGCUCAGGAUAAGGAGAAGUUAAGGAAAAAGUUAGGAGAAUUGCAGGAGCUUUCGUUGGAAUUGGCAGCUGAGAGAAAGAAGUGGUAUGAUAGAUAUGUUCGUUUCAUCAAACAGUCGAAGAUCCCAUUAACACCUGAAAUGCGACAAGAUGUACUGGAAGAAGAUCUGGUGUCGAGCAUUGAAGAUCUUGAAGAUAUCCCUUUGGCGGAUGACGCUGAGUCUGCAAGCUCUUCACCCGAUUCUCGCGCUCCCGGCAGAGGAUUUGUUGCGAAAGCAGGCUUACCCUCUGAGGACUACACUACAAAAAAGAUCAUAGAACUUACUGAAGAAAUCCAAAACCCACAGGCUCUACCAAGCUCGACCCUGACCUUUAUCAACUGUGUCCCACUCUUCUACAGACUGGCUGAAAAUAGGGUAAUGAAGAUUGAGGUUGUCUAGAGAUCUAAUCCAGUCAAGCACAGGGAAUGCGAUAUUUCUUUGGGGGAUGGGAGAGUGUUGUAAAAAGUUACUUAGUUACGGCUUUCAGCGGUUAAGUGAGUCAAUGUGCAACAUUGGUACACCACAAGGGACUCUUGAGACUAGAGAAGCCAUGGUUGUACCAAGUACCAGUGUUAAUCUAGCAUGACCUCUAAUGAUGCCUCAUCAAAACAAUUACCAUAAUUCUAAAUAGUUCCUUUAACUGCUGCUUUGAAACAGUUUACAAACAUAAUCAUUUAUAUUAUGGAUUUUUAAAAUCCUACUCUGAUAAAUUCAUCUCCUUUUCCCUUCCCAAAGAUAUGGGUUAUUAUUUUCAAAUGACAAUGAUCGGAUUGUCCCAAUCAGUAACCAUUUGACUUGACUGCUUUUGUAGAUUACUCACUUGCUUUAAAGCUGUAUGGCAACUUAGUACAUUUCUGCUCCAAAAUGAAUUGUGAAAAUAAUUUAUACUUGUAGAAACUCUUCCCACAUUUUAUAUAUCAUGUGUUAAAAAAACAAAAAUGUUUAUUUCAGCUGUUUUUAAAAAAGGGUUUGAGUUUUGAAAUGCAAUUACAGAACUCUGUGAAAGUAGCCUAGCGUUGAAAGGCAGAGCCGUGCAUAUAAUGUUCAACCAUGUCAACUGAAGGAACUGGCUUGGCCCCGAGGUCCUGUUGACUUUUGUUGUCGCUCUCCUGGGCUCUUAUGUGAAGAAUAAGACAAUCGGGAAAGGUUGUGAGGGCUGUCAGUACCUGUUGAAACAUUACCCCAGCAAGAGUUGAUCCCUUCAAGGAAGCUGUCCUGCCAUUUCCCCUCACUCUUUUCAGGCGGUGCAGACUCGUAAUUGUGCCAGAAACUGCAAUGUGAUGCAAAUGGUGUCUUAGAUUGCGAGAGGUUUUAUAGUCCAAAACUGUAGAAUUACACAGUAAUUUGAUAAUUACAGCACAGAGGGGCCAUUCAGUACGGUCAGUUUAAGUAGUCGCUCCUUUUCGGUCUGUAGCCCUUUUAAGUUAUAGCACCUUGAGUGCAUACUUGUGUUUCUUAAAAUGCAGUGAUGAGUUGUGUUUGUACCACUCUUCAAGCAAUAAUUUCUGGAUGCCUGCAGUCUACACAUGAAAGAAUUUCUCCUUGACUUCCCUCUAAUCCUGCCACCAACUCAUUUAAAACUUUAAUUCCACGGUACCUGCCUAUCGUUCUUUUUAAAGCAUUGGGAAAAGACAAACUGUCCCUGUUUAGGCAUCUCUGUUUUAGACACUUCGAUAAAAUCUUUCUUCGUUUGUUCAAAAGAAAGGAAACCCGACCUAUCCAAUGUUUUCUCACACCAAAAAAAAUCUAUAAGCGAUGUUGAGAAUCUCCUCUGUACCUUUUUUUUUUGUAAUUUUGAACACACCUGGUAACUUUGUUUCAUAAGGUGAAGUCCUUCAACCAAUGAAUCUUUUAUUAUUAAAUCCAUUCUCUAAUCCUUGAUGCACCCUCUUUUUCAGAGCUUCAGAUUAUUCCCAAAAUAUGCCGCCCAGAUUCGGACGUAAUACUCUCAUUUGAGGUUAAGCUACUUUGACUUCUACUGCUCUCCUUUGUUAAUUUAAACAUCUCAAAGUGCCUAAUACAUUUUUCUCUGGUUAUUGUUUCAAAAACCAUACCCAUCAGUGAAACAUAUCCCGUCAUUCCUAGCUGUGUCCUCGUACCCUUCCUUGAUCAAGUGUGUUAACAUUAGCCACUCAACAAUCUGCUGUCACUACCCGUAUCGGAAUUUGGAAAAUCAGGCUACUUGAUUAUCUCCAGCCCCAUUCAUAAAUAUGUGCCAGUUUCUCUGGACGUGGGAAGAUUGUGAAGGUAUGCCUUUGCCUAUAAAUGGGCAGAAUGUGAAGAGGGACCAUGGUUACCUUUUUGUCGUCAGAUUAAAGUGUGCUGUGGUUACCUGUACAUGGGGGGGAAAGUAAUGUGAAGGUGUCAAAUUUACCUGGACAAGUUGCAAAGGUGUUGAGUUUACCUGCGUAUGGUCAGAUUGUGAGGAUGUGCCAUAGUUACCUGGUGCAUGGUCAGGUUGUGAAGAAAUGCUAUAGUUACCUGGUGCAUGGUCAGGUUGUGAGGAUGUGCCAUAGUUACCUGGUGCAUGGUCAGGUUGUGAAGAUGUGCCGUGGUUACCUGGUGCAUGGUCAUGUUGUGAAGAUGUGCCGUGGUUACCUGGUGCAUGGUCAGGUUGUGAAGAUGUGCCGUGGUUACCUGGUGCAUGGUCAGGUUGUGAAGAUGUGCCGUGGUUACCUUUGCUUGUAACUGGACAGAUUGUGAAGCUAUUGAGCUUACCUGUAUAUGGUCAGAAUGUGAAGGCGUGCUACGCCUGCAUGUGGACAGAUUGUAAAGGUGUCAUGUUUACCUGUACAUGGUCAAAGUGAAAAUGUUAUGUUUACUUGUACGUGGUCAGAAUGUGAAGUUAUGGUUCCCUGAAUGUAGACUGAUUGAGAGGGUGUGAAGUUGACCUGUACAUUAUCAGAAUGUAAAAGUGUGCCUGUUGACCUACCUACAUACAGGUAAACCUCCUAGUCUUCCCGUCUGCAAGAAAACAUGGUGCAUCUGUUAAUUGUACAUGAAUUGUGUAUCAUUGUAUAUAAGUGGUGCCACUAACUGGAUGUUCAUGUACCCUGUGGAUGUGGACUGUAACUGGCUUGUGAAUUAGGUGGUGUAUAUGUAUAAUAUAUAAUGAUGUAAAUAAAUUAUUUUAAAAGUAAA
Hemiscyllium ocellatum (epaulette shark) is the source of this 5901-nucleotide messenger RNA. It is a transcript of the gene golga2, whose product is annotated as golgin A2. The record is from RefSeq and is a predicted model, not a curated record. Gene Ontology annotation, cellular component: Golgi cisterna membrane; Golgi cis cisterna; Golgi apparatus. Lineage: Eukaryota; Metazoa; Chordata; Chondrichthyes; Orectolobiformes; Hemiscylliidae. The transcript has 29 exons. Gene Ontology annotation, molecular function: protein binding. Bases 31 to 3159 code for a protein of 1042 amino acids. Gene Ontology annotation, biological process: Golgi organization.